GCGUGUCUGGCAUGCGACCGUGUUUACCAAGGUAUUUCUUAGGCAAAUCAACCUGCCGUAGGUACACAAUGUAAUAACUGAUUAAGCCACCCCGGUGGCUGGGAAAACCAGGGCUUUGUCCUAUUGUCUUAUUUGUCUCAAGUGGCCUGCUGUAGCCUGAGACAAUACAGAGCAAUACGAAUCAUUAAUCAUCUGCUGAGGUAGGCUGGGUAUUUAAAUCCCGCAUACGACAGCGUGCAAACCAUUCGAUCGAUACAGACUUUAGUAGCAUGUAUUCGAUUGGUCUUUGUCUGCCAUAUUUUUCGUUUUUGUAGAUAUAUAUUCGAGUGCGAAUUGUAUUGCACACGAAUCAGAAUACAAACUGGAAGAUUUCUAGCAGUGAAAGUAUGAUUUUGAACCGACGAUCUCCAGAAAUAGGCUGUAAGAAUUUAGCUGAUUUUCUGAUCAUUGCAAGAACAACGACAGAAUCUCUUUAAAAAUGGCGGACCAAAACAUCUGGUGAAAUGAAAGAGAGAAAAAAGACGAUAAGAGGAAGAAAAGGAGGUGGAGGGAGACGUGACGACAGGCAGCAAAAGUUGACGAUAAGGGUGAGCGGCAUUUUGUGCCGUAAAAUUGUUUUCCCAGAGAGCUUGACAGUUACGUGUUUUAACAUUGUAUGAUGCAUAAAAAAUUUCUGAUUUAUAAAUUGACAAUAUAUGUAACAUUCCCUUCAAGGAGCGGCAAGAAAGAAAAGACAGUUUUGGUUGUUGCUAACGGUUCUAUUGCACCAGAAAAUAACCAAAAAUCUGAUUUUACCUAUGUAGAGACUUUUUUUAGCUAUAGUUCACGAUAAACGAUUCUUAUGUUUUCCGUGCGUUUUUGCGGGAAAAGUCGCCGUUCUCGGUGCAAAAAAAUGGCGGCUCAAAAACAUCCAUUGCAAUACGGGUCAGAAGACCAUUGGACCUGGAACAAAUACGAUAAAUCCCACGAAGUGAAACUGUACGGAAUGCGCAAUAUGACAGCUCAUUUUCAUCCUAACUGGAGCAAUGGCACCGCUGGAGUGCGUGGGACUCGUAUCCUAAAUUAUGGAUCUUACUAUUGGGAGAUUAAAAUUUCCCAGAGAAUAUUUGGUACUAGCAUGAUGUUCGGCAUUGGUACAAAGCGGACUCGUUUACACGUCGAUGCAUUUGUUAACAUGUUGGGCGAGGAUGACCAAAGUUGGGGGCUCUCUCACAAAGGACUUCUGUGGCACAACGGCAAAUGGAGACAAUAUACAAAACCAUUCCGAGAAAAUGAAGCAACGACAAUAGGACUUCUUUUUGAUUGGAAAUCCGGGACGUUAACAUAUCUGAAAGACGGUCUUAAUUUAGGAGUGGCUUUCACGGGCAUCAAUAAAGUUGAAGAAGACCUGUACCCUGUUAUUUGCUCAACUGCUGCGAAGACUGAGAUGACGUUAGGUGUAACCCGUCGAGCAUUUGUAGACCUACAGGACAGGUGUCGUGAAGUCAUAGUACAUCAGAUACAAGAUGAAAAUGAAGUGGACAACUUGCCUUUACCAAACAAGAUUAAGUGCUAUAUCAAAGAAGCGUUGCCAUGAAUGUUUAGUCUAGUCUUCUCCGAUCCUUGGUGCUUUACCAUUACCUUUUUAAAUAGUAAAGUGUAAUGAUUAAUUUCAUCUUAAUUUUUUGCAUAUUGAUAACAUAUUUUGUGCAUGCUGGAAAAAUCUCUCACAAUGCGAGCAAAACUGUUUUAGUCAAUAAGCUUUGUACAAAAUGGCGUCUAUAUUAAUUAUAUUCUAUUGAUUUAUUUCACCUGGAACAAAGAAGCCUAUAUAUACAUAUUGCGUUUACACAAGCAGAAGAAGAUAUCGUAGAAAGAAAUCUAUCGAUAAGUACCGAGCAGCUGGUGAUCUGCAUCAAUCUUUUGUACUCCCGCUUUUCCCUGAUAAGCUAAUGCUAUUAGCUAUACAUUAUUGCCACUAACUUAAUAAUGCCGGCUCAAGCUGAAAUGUAAGCUUUUUUAAUUAAUGUUCUGAAAAUGUCCCGUGUAUAAAAAUCUCAUCUUUUUUAUGUGAUUUAACAUAAUAUUAGUAGAUUUAUAUACCUAUGGUUAAUCUAUUACUUGGUUACAAGCAUUUGCAUAUACCUGUAUAGUCCCAUCAUUUUGUCCCAGAAAACAGAAUCAGUGACGAGGCAUUUGAAGAGACAAGAAAAAGCUUAUUCUUAGCUUCUAUUACCCAUUAGUUUAUAACAAUACUUUACCUAGAAUAUGCAGCCAGGUCGUGAUAUUAAUAUAAUGCAAAUGUGUGGAAGCUUUUAUUCUAGAAAUAUGUGUUUUUAUGAAUUCGUUCUUACAAUAGACUUUAUCUUCUUUAGUCGUUCGGAUGAGUAGUUCUGGUCAAUUGAGUUUUAGCAAACUAGCGCGUGUGGUAGAUAUUUAAUGAAUCGUACACGGUACCACUUAAUGACCUCCUAAGAAUUUCUCUGAAUUGCCUGUUCUACGGGAGAGUCACAUGACAACCAUCCAAUACUUCUAGUUAACCAGCUAAGUUAUGAAAAAUCAAAAGAAAAACAUUUUAGUGCCUUAAUUGAUUGGUUUUGAUCUGUAUUUUGAGGUAGUUAUUUUAGUGAUGCAUAAAAACAUGUUCGUUUUACAUUGUGCUAGACUACAGUAUAGUGAUUGCCAGGUGUUUCACUCAAUUUUCUACACUAAAUUGUAUAUUGUUUUGCUUGUACAAAUGGCGAGUGUCGAACAAAUGGAGGAACAGAGUCUCAAAAUGUACAUAAAACGAGUAGUGUUUGUCGUGAUGUCAUUAGAAUAUUAAAUGUACAAAAACACAAGGCCGACAAAAGUGCAAUAUUUGUCAUUAGUAAACCUAGAACAUUGAAGAACGUGAGAGUGCGUUCGCAUUAUAACCGAGAAAAGUGCAAUAUAUUGUAUAUUUAAUUGAUAAUUCGUUUUUCCUAACAGCUGGGACACAAGUGCAAUAUUAAUAUAGCUGUAGUAUUGAUUCCACUAUUUAUUGUUGUUUGUAACGUGCUUAUCAAAUUUUAAUGGAGACGUUCAUAAAUUUGAAAUAACUCCGUGUUUAUAUAUGUCUCAGAAAAUGUGUGAGUGUUUAUAUAUUAACCAUUUCGAAUUAAUUUCUAAUUAACCUUUUAGCUGUUAUGUUAAACACGUACUAUAAAAGGCAAGUGCUGUUUGUGAUGACAGAUAAUCUUGGUAGUAAUACCAAUAUGGAUUGCAUCGUCUGAGUAAUUAUGAUAACUCCAUACAGUUGCAACAGGGAAAAGCAGUGGAAACGGAGCCUAUAGCAGGUGUUGAAGAGAUAAAUUAUUAAAUUCGUUAUAAUAUCUCUGUUAAGAUAACUACGGUUUUGCAACUGAUCUAGUACUGAUCUAGUUCGCCACGAACAAUAUUAAUGACUCACAGUCACCAUGAUUUUAGUCAUGUUAUAAAGAGUUGUUGUGAAAUGUUGGCUAACCAGCAUGUGGGCUUCCUUUACACAGUGAAGGCUACGUCUAGAAAGCAUAUAAAUGAUAAUAAAUUUGUCACAAA
Molecule: messenger RNA, 3537 nt
Organism: Lingula anatina
Lineage: Eukaryota; Metazoa; Brachiopoda; Lingulata; Lingulida; Lingulidae
Product: SPRY domain-containing SOCS box protein 3
Biological process (GO): proteasome-mediated ubiquitin-dependent protein catabolic process; intracellular signal transduction
Cellular component (GO): SCF ubiquitin ligase complex
Molecular function (GO): protein binding
Source: RefSeq, a predicted model, not a curated record